This is a messenger RNA of Corythoichthys intestinalis (scribbled pipefish), 3564 nucleotides long. RefSeq names its product microtubule associated protein 10 (gene map10). Gene Ontology annotation, cellular component: midbody; mitotic spindle pole; centrosome. Gene Ontology annotation, biological process: mitotic spindle midzone assembly; positive regulation of cytokinesis; cytoplasmic microtubule organization. Gene Ontology annotation, molecular function: microtubule binding. The transcript has a single exon. NCBI's taxonomy places the organism in Eukaryota, Metazoa, Chordata, Actinopteri, Syngnathiformes, Syngnathidae. The record is from RefSeq and is a predicted model, not a curated record. Bases 96 to 2435 code for a protein of 779 amino acids.
UUUCUUUCCGACGGAGAACUUAAAUCUCCGACAAUAUUUAGGUUAAUUUGAACACUAUUCUCCACGUUAUUGUCGUUUUGUACGUCGCUGUUACAAUGUCAACAGACCAAGAGGCAAACCAGAAACAAGAAACUCUACUUUUAUUUGAGAUUUUAGUGGAAAAUAUUCAAAUUGACGGCGAAAAGAAAAUAUCCGACGUGCUUGCUGUAGGAAUACGACUGCUGGACUUCCCGACGCUGCUUGUUAAUCCCCCUGAAUUUGGAGGAGGUAACGACAUUCGGUACCGACAGCAGGACAAUAACAAUCGAUGGGUAUAUUCAUUUAACAGAGGCAAGUCUUGCUUCUUCGAAAUGAAUUUGGACUCCUUGCAUACGCAACUCAUCAGCACCCCUCUGUAUGUUAUGAUUCUCGAUGUGAAAGAGGAAAUACCCAAAUUAAUAGGGACAUCUCUCAUCUCGUUGGCGACAAUUGUGAACAGAAUCAAACAUGAUUCCACCGAACAUGAUGUCACUGGUUGCUCCUCAUAUGGAGAGAGGGGGGUUGUGUGUGUAAACAACCUUGCAGAGGAGCCAGUCGGAGUUAUUUCCCUGAGUUAUAAACUCCUAAUUGUUGGAGGGGGUCUGCCACCACAUGUGACCCAAAAAAUUCCUGUCUACAGGGAACAGUGUCCUCAGGUGGACAUUAUGAAGAAGAAUGCAAGGGAAAAAUUACAUUCUGGUUCUAUGAUACAUCCGUUUUUCGCGCAGGAUGACUAUGGUGGUGGCGAUAUUGUGGACAAACAAGCUGAGUCCACUCAGACUGGACAUAACCCAAUGAGUCAAAUACACAACACAGUCGAAGCACACAAUAGUUUUGAAGAGGACCUUGCGGUGUUUUGCCCUCCACGUCUUUACUAUUGCAAUUCUGGCAAGGAAAAACACAAAACCCAAGGAAGUGAGUACAGAUUAAUUAAACCAGAUUCAUCAGUUGUAACAUAUGAAGAGUCAUUCUCUAAAAUUGAACAUUUCUCAGCGACGGACCAGGCAUCAAAAAGUACACCUAAGAAAACAGCAAGUGUAGCUACAAAUGUCACUGAGGAAGCUUUGAGGCCACUUCCUCUCCUAAAUGCUCUUUUUGUCGAACUUUCACAGUUAAAUGUCCAAAACUUGCACCAGCUGACUGUGUCAAGUCAUCGAGACUCGCUGUCUGUUUGUAAACAUUCUUCAACUGAGGCUUUAGAUGGACAAGGAAGCACACCAAAGACUUCAAAAUCAAUGCCAGAGCAGGAACGCAGGCGAGGCUACGGUUCUUACUUGAAACAUUCGCAUUACCCCAGAAAUGUAUCUCCAAAAAAUAUGAAAGCUGACCCUGGUGUACCCCUGCAAAACAACCAAGCUAAGGCUUUAGUUGAAAGUAAAGCACACGGGAAAAAACUUGUAUAUGGGACAACAAAAUCAUACAAUCUAAGAUGCAAGAAAAACAACAAUAUGAUGAAACAACAGGACUGUAUGGUGUCACAUACAUCUGCUGAUGAAACAGGUCCAAGUGUGAGUAAGGGGAAGAAAACAGUGAAACAAAAUAGUUUGAUUCCUAAAGAAAAUGCAAAGAACACCGAAAACAUGGAAAUGUUUUCUGUAGUGGAGGACACGACAAAGCAUGACGAUAGGUCAGAGUGUGAAAGUCCGAAGCAAGACGAAACUCUGUUGGGUUUAAUCCCUAUCAUCAAUGAUGAUGAUGAUGCCUCAAGCAGAAAGCUACCUAAAAUGAGCAUGACAUGGACUAAGUCAGAGAGCCACAAUGUGAAACUUAACUCUUGUAGGAAUAGUAGAGACAGCAGCCACGAGUCUUCACAGUCAGAGAGCCACAAUGUGAAACUGGACUCUGGUAGAAAUAGUAGAGACAGCAGCCACGAGUCUUCACAGUCAGGCUCUGAAAAAGGAGACGACUACGACGACGACUUCAACAGUUUUGACGCCAGUGAUACAGACAACCUCAGUAGUCCCGAGCCGGCUCAAGAAACACCUCAGUUCCUCCAUAGAUUCCACGCAUCAGAUUUGGACUCCGAACCUGUUGAGGAAAGACCCCGCAUCCCUUCACCUAUUAGAGGUCAAAGUCCUGUACAGCGGAUUCUAAGAGGCACACACCUAAUCCAACCUCAAACACAAGGCGCUGCACUCAGUUUUUCUUCUAAUGAGGAUGACAAGGAUGUACCAGCCUUCUUGCAAAUGAUGUCCUCCAAGGAACAACAGAAUAAUGACAAUUCUGCAGCGACGGCAUCAAGAGGCCAAAAGAGUGCAAGCAGCAGCCUUGUGUGGGAAGGUUCUUUAAACUCUCUGUCCUCCAGUCCACUGGAGGCUGAGGAACUGGAAGAUGAUCUUGGAUCUUUGGACUUUAAAAAGGAGUAUCAACAUAUUUCUGAACUUGUGGGCUUCAAGCUCCCUGGUUACACAAUGUAAACAAUGUCUUCACCACAUUCACACAGGCUUCAUCAGCUUCCAAUAUUGCACAUAGUAGAGUUAAGUUUACACAUUAUUUAUUCUUACUACCGUACAUUUUGAAAAGAAACCCUCUCAUGCAACCUUUUUUCAUUGUUUUAAUGAUGUACUUGUUUUUGAAAGUUUAUUACCCAUAAAAAUUAGGUAUAAGCUUUGAUUUGACAUUUCAGGAUGAAGCUCAAAUGUAUAACCUUCAGGUAUGCAAUUUUUUUGUCUUUAUGACAUUUGCACCCUGCACGAUCACAGCAAGUUUUUGUUAUUUCAAAAAUAGUACUGUUCUGUAUGUUUUAUGUGGAGCAUUAAACAAUAUAGUUUUGCUAGUUGCAGCACACUUAAAAUGUCCAGUACGUAAUUGGUCAGUUUGCAGCAGGUUUACUUACAAUACUGAAUGACAAAAUUCACUGUUCGAUCCAUGACUAUAUCCUAGGACAUGAAUUUAUAUGCCUUUCUCUGACUUCCAAGUUUCUCUGUACCUCUGUUGCAACCUGAUGAUGACACUGUGACUCACUAAGCUGUGAUUCACCCGCUAAUUCCUUCUGAAAGCAACCUAAUUUGGAGCCAAGCAAAGGCAAGGUAAAUUUGACAAAUUGUUGCCAAUGUUAUUUCAUGAGGUCCAAAUGUUGACAGGAUGAAUACUAGACAGUUUUAAUUCAAAUUCUUAGCGAACUAAAAAUGUAUUACCUUAUUCAUGACCACUUAAUUGUUGAAUAACAAGUUGUGUGAAACUAGCCAGUUGGACAUGUAAUUCAAACAGAUUAGUAAAAGUCAAUGUUCACCUGUGAGGUUAUGGUACCUUUUAAGUCCAACCUAAAAUUUUAACUUGAAGCUUAAACAGACUGAGUUUUUUAUUUAUUUAUUUAUUUUUGAGAAUUGAUUAUGGUAAAGUAACUCAACAAUACACUUUUCAGCUGUUACUGCAUAAGCAAACAGUAUUUUCUAAAUCCUUUACAUUCCCACCUGUCAAGUCAUUUGAUAGGAAAAUUAAAUACAGUCAAAAUUCAAGUGUAUUUCAUACCAAAUGCAUUGCUUUCCGCACCUGCUGUUAUUGGAUAGGCAAAAAUAAAUACAGUUAAGAUUAGUGUUGUGUUUA